Messenger RNA from Porites lobata, 960 nucleotides. The record is from the annotation of a GenBank genome assembly. NCBI's taxonomy places the organism in Eukaryota, Metazoa, Cnidaria, Anthozoa, Scleractinia, Poritidae.
AUGUCUUCGGUGAAGAAACAAGUCCGCUUUAGCGAGCAGGAUGGAAGAAACACCUCAUUAAGUCAAACUUUAACUCUGCGACAUAUUGAGACGCCAAAUUCUGACACUAGUUCCAGAAAUAUCAGGAAAAAAAAGGGACGGAGAAAGACUAAACUUCAGCUACUCAAAGCCGAAAAGAAAAAGCUACAAAGGGAUUUAAAGAAUACCAAGGAAGGUAUUUUGGAAGAUAAUGAAAGAAAGGCAAGCCCGUUAUAUACUCCUUAUGAAAGCAGACAGAGACUCGCUCGCACUGCGAGUGAAACGUUGACAAAGCUUCAGCAAAUACAGGGAAAAAUUGUAACAAAGGAAAAGACAAAUAAAUUGAAAGUUCAGCGAAAAUUAAGCGCUAAGUUACAAAAAAGAUCCAUCAAAGCUGAUAAGCAACACAGCCGGAUCAUCAAAAUGACUUCAAGGAUGGAGCGAAUGAAACUAGGAGAAGAGGAACUGCGCGCUGAGAUUGACAGAGAGCUGAAAGAAGGAGCGACUUAUACGCCUACUGAUUCAACAGACGCAGAAUCUAGUCCAGUUCGUUUACCUCGCAUUCGCUCAGCUGAUUCAGCUGACUGGAUAAAGCUUUCAAGUUUACCUGAGCCCAGAAUAGAUAAUGAAGAACAAGACUCUAGACCUACCUCUGUGUUGAGUGAUUUUGCAAUUCAGCUGACUCCAAGCGAGAAGAGGAUUGCGGCAGACAAGCUUGCUCAUAAGUACGAUAUGACACGUGAGCUGAGAAACGCAAUUCAUGAACACAUGAUAUCGCGCUCUUAUAGUUUUUCAUAUUUCAAUAUCAUUCCGCCGUAUAAGAGGAAAAAGCCUAAACCCCAGAAAACGAGACAAGUCUUUAACCGUUUGGUUUACGAGGACAAAAUCGGGGUUAUGGAUUUUAGAAAACUGCAACCGAAAAAAGUAGUUUUAAGCUCCUAA